Cucurbita pepo subsp. pepo (vegetable marrow) is the source of this 948-nucleotide messenger RNA. Lineage: Eukaryota; Viridiplantae; Streptophyta; Magnoliopsida; Cucurbitales; Cucurbitaceae. The record is from RefSeq and is a predicted model, not a curated record.
AUGAUCAAAAUAACGGAUUAAGGGCAGAUCGAUCGAUUUGGUAGAGUUCGAUGGGGCUAUCUUCUCUGUUCGAUCGUACCGUUCGAAGAUCAUUGGGAUCUAUCUGGUUGUGUGUUUAUAUGUUAGUGAUUCUACAAAGUAAUAGAAGAGUGCUAUCAGAAUCCAAGUAUCUAAUUGGUCUUGGAAGCCAUGACAUCACUGGACCAGCAGCAGAUGUCAACAUGAUGGGAUAUGCAAACACGGAACAAAUAGCAUCUGGAGUUCACUUUAGAUUACGAGCUCGUGCAUUCAUCGUUGCGGAGCCUCAAGGAAAGCGGGUCGUUUUUGUAAAUCUUGAUGCUUGUAUGGCCUCACAGAUUGUGACAAUUAAGGUGCUUGAGAGACUGAAGGCAAGGUUUGGGGACUUAUACACUGAAGAGAAUGUUGCUAUUAGUGGAAUCCAUACUCAUGCUGGCCCAGGUGGGUAUCUCCAGUAUGUUGUGUACAUUGUGACAUCUCUUGGAUUCGUGCGCCAGUCGUUCGACGUCCUUGUGGACGGUAUCGAGAAGAGCAUCAUACAAGCUCACGAAAAUCUCUUGCCAGGAUCAAUCUUAGUAAACAAGGGAGAACUCAUUGAUGCUGGCGUGAACCGCAGCCCGAGUGCUUACCUAAAUAAUCCUGCCUCGGAGCGUGGCAGAUACGAAUAUGAUGUUGACAAAGAGAUGACACUUUUGAAGUUCAUAGAUGAUCAAUGGGGUCCUGUGGGUAGCUUCAAUUGGUUUGCGACUCAUGGAACGUCUAUGAGUCGUACGAACUCGCUAAUUAGUGGCGAUAACAAGGGCGCUGCUGCAAGAUUUAUGGAAGAUUGGUUUGUGCAGAAGGGUAUUGGAACCUUGCAAACUGGUAAAUCUGAAGCUGAUAGUAUUCCACGCAGAGUCUCAAACAUUAUUCCUGAAGCAUAUAAAGAUG